Molecule: messenger RNA, 4393 nt
Organism: Poecilia latipinna (sailfin molly)
Lineage: Eukaryota; Metazoa; Chordata; Actinopteri; Cyprinodontiformes; Poeciliidae
Product: gastrula zinc finger protein XlCGF57.1-like
Exons: 3
Coding region: 616-2751 (711 amino acids)
Biological process (GO): regulation of transcription by RNA polymerase II
Cellular component (GO): nucleus
Molecular function (GO): RNA polymerase II cis-regulatory region sequence-specific DNA binding; DNA-binding transcription activator activity, RNA polymerase II-specific
Source: RefSeq, a predicted model, not a curated record
UCAACAUCAGUCUAUAAUGGAUUUUUUUUUAAAAACUAUCUCCUUUAUUGUGAAAUACUAAAAUUGACAACGGAAGUACUUUUUCAACUCAGAACUUUACUUGUCGUUGAUUGGUCAGUGAGGAGGAAGUAAUUGGAUGUAACAGUGUUAGCUUGAGUUGCUAAGACCGGGGAAAAAGCGGCUCAAAGUUUGUGUAAAAAUAGGUAUAUAGUUGAUGUCUCAGGCUCUCUGCUGGACAGAUAUCACUGCUGGGUAUGUAUUUUGAACCUUGAUCACUGUGACCAAUUCUAAUUGAACAGUACGUAUUGUAAUUAGCCUUCAUUAGCACAAUUAAUGACCAUUAUCCAUUAACUGUGCGUAUUAGCGCUAAAGCAACUAACAACGUUCAAGCUUUUAAAAGUUAAUACUUUAGUGCUAGAGUUCACUGUCGGACUUGUGGGGAAGACCACAUUGGCUGUGGACUAACCUUGUUGUCCAGCUGAGGACAUAGUGGACCCUGGACUACUGACCAAGAGAACGGAAAAACAGAAGAUCCAGAUCAUAUGACUUCUAGAGCAUGUGAAGGUUGAAGACAAGACAAGGAUUGUGUAAAGGGGAAUCCCAAGUGGAGUGAGGAUGACUGAGAUGAUGAAGGUUGAAGCGAGGAUGACUGAGAUGAUGAAGGUUGAAGCAGAUGAACCUGGAGGAUUUAGCUUGGAGCCUCCCGUACCUGCAGCAUCCACAUCAGAACCGGAGGAGGAAACACAAGACAGCAAAGAUCUCACUCAUCAGAUGUUUAUGACUAAAGAGGUCAUAAACAUCCAAACUAGUUUGGACAGUGAAAAUCCAGAAGCCCGCGUGAAGGACGAAGAGGAGGAGCAGUGGAUCAGUCAGGAAGAAGAGUUGUGUACUCUGAAGAUUAAAGAUGAAGAGAAACCUCAUUUAUCAGAGCUUCAUCAAAUCAAAACUGAAGAUGACCUAGAGACAGAAGUUCCAACCAGCAGCUCGCCUGAACCUGUUGCAGAGAACUUUAGACAGCCAGAACCAGACAGGGAUCCAGAAGCCCACGUGAAGGAUGAAGAGGAGGAACAGUGGAUCAGUGAGGAAGAAGAGUUGCGUACUGUCAAGAUUAAAGAUGAAGAGAAACCUCACUUGUCAGAACUUCAUCAAAUCAAAACUGAAGAUGACCUAGAGACAGAAGCUCCAACCAGCAGUUCACCUGAACCUGUUGCACAGAACUUUAGACGACCAGAACCAGACAGUGACCCAGAGCCCGUAUGUCCCUCCCUGCAAAGUAACAUGGCAGAUGGAGAGAAAUCAUUUGGUUGCAGUUUGUGUGAUAAAAGAUUCAGACGUAAGCGUUUUGUUACAUUACACAUGAUGACUCACACAGGAAAGAGACAGCUUAGUUGUGAUCUCUGUGGCAAAGGAUUUGUAGAAAAGCGUUCUCUUCAGACACACAUGAAUGUCCACACUGGGGAGAAACCUUUUGCCUGUGAUGUUUGCUGUAGAAGGUUUCAUGCUAAGACAAGUCUUACUACACACAUGAAGGUCCAUUCAGAAGAAAAACCUUUUUCAUGUGAUGUUUGUGGUUUAAGAUUUUGGUUAAAAUCAGUUUUCAAAAAGCACACCCAGAUCCAUUCCACAGAGAAACCGUUUGUUUGCAGUGUUUGUAGUAAAAGGUUUUUGCGACAAGGAAACCUAAAGAGUCACAUGCAUAUUCACACCGGAGAGAGACCAUUUAUUUGUAGUGUUUGUAGUAAAGGAUUUUCUCAACUUAUCCAUCUGACGAGUCACAUGCGUGUUCACACAGGAGAGAAACCAUUGAUUUGUGGCUUUUGUCACAAAGGAUUUUCCCAUUCAGCUAGUCUAAAGAGUCACAUGCUUAUUCAUUCAGAGGAAAAACCUUUUGUUUGUAGAGUUUGCAAUAAAGGAUUUUCAAGACGAGAGGUCCUAAAGAAACACAUGCCUGUUCAUACAGGAGAGAAACCGUUUAUUUGUGAAUUUUGUAGUAGAGGAUUUUCACGACAAGAGAAUCUAAAGAGUCACAUGCAUGUUCACACCGGGGAGAAACCCUUUGUUUGCGACGUUUGUAGUAGAGGUUUUUCACGAAGAGCUAGUCUGAAGAGUCACAUGAAUGUUCAUACAGGACAGAAACCAUUUAUUUGCAGUGUCUGUAGUAAAGGAUUUUCACGACAACAGAAUCUAAGGAGCCACAUGCGUGUUCACACAGGAGAGAAGCCAUUGAUCUGUGGUUUUUGUCACAAAGGAUUUUCCCAUUCAAUUAGUCUAAAGAGUCACAUGCUUGUUCAUACAGGUGACAAACCGUUUGUUUGUAGAGUUUGCAAUAGAAGAUUUUUAAGACUAGAGAUUCUAAAGAGUCACAUGCGUGUUCAUACAGGAGAGAAACCGUUUAUUUGUGAAUUUUGUAGUAGAGGAUUUUCACGACAAGAUAUUCUAAAGAAUCACAUGCGUGUUCACACCGGGGAGAAACCCUUUGUUUGCGACGUUUGUAGUAAAGGUUUUUCACGAAGAGCUAGUCUGAAGAGUCACAUGCGCGUUCAUACAGGACAGAAACCGUUUAUUUGCAACGUCUGUGGUAAAGGUUUUUCACGACCAGAUACUCUAAAGAAUCACAUCCGUGUUCACACGGGAGAAAAACCGUUCAUCUGUAGUGUUUGCAGUCGAGGAUUUUCACGUUCAGCCAGUCUAAAGAGUCACAUGUGUUCACCUAUGAAACAAACCUUUUGCAGCGAAGACCUUUUGCACUGAAAUUUUGAAGAAACCUAUGGAUGUUCACAAGGACUCCAACUGAAUGUGCUGGCGGUCGGUUAAAAGGUUAAUUUUUCUAAAUUGUCUUUAAUUCAUCUCUGCAUUAUCUCAGCACAGUACUAACAGUACUAGGAACAGUACUAAAUUGCAUUUCUAGAUAUUGGGUGAAUUUAGAGGCUUUUAUUGUGAUGUUUAAAGGUAAUUUCUAAUUCUUUUUGGGAUGUAUAGAACUCGUGUUUGGUUGUAUAAACAUUGCUUAAAGUUAGCCCAUCAUUCUGUACUGAAAAAAACACUUCUGAGAUUUUAAUUCCUCCAAGGGAACAAAACGACUGAAUAAAAUUGUGUUUCACAAUCUCUUUCCAUUGUAUGAUAUUAUUCAAGACCAAACAUGCAGGAUGACUUUGGACACCACUGCUGUAGGCUUGUAAUUUGACCUUUUUUAAAUAGUGUGCUGUUCAAUCCAGAGUGUCUAAAUCUGAGUUCUGAUGUUAUUACAGUUUCUUUCCUGCUUUUUCCACUCACCUCUCAUCUCACCUACUUUCCUUUGUGCAUUCAUGCUUUCUCAACUAACUGAGAAAAGCAUGUUAGUUGAGAAACAUGUUUUUUGAUACAUCUCCCAAUUUAAUCAGAAUAAAGUAACUAUAAAAAGUAAAUUUUAAGAAUAAAAGUUUUUAAGCAUAAUCUAAUGCUUCCUGAAGAAAGUAUUCAUUUUACAAAUGAAGCAAACGAUAAAAUGACCAUUUAUUUCUCAAUGUUGAAAUUCACAGAGGAUCACACAGAGGCACAUAGGAAUUAACACAGAUAUAAUUUAAAAAUUGAGAAUGUAUAUUAGUGUUAACAAGAAAAAGUACAUAAUUGUGGGGAGAAAAAGUGCUGGUUCUACAAAAUGCAUGAGUGUAUUAAGAUAAUUGAAACUGUGCAGAAAUAUACCGUUUACAGGAAUAGAGAAACAAAUGCCAUAAACAAGAACAUAAAGCACUUCACCAGGUUUGCUGGGAGUAGACUGUUAUACAGAAUUAAACAAAAAGUGUCCGUCAGUAGGUUUAAUCAGUUUUGCAAUCCUGAUCUUUCUCUUACACUGUUUUGUAUGGUUCAGGUUUAUCUAAAAAAAAAAAAAAAGUAGUUUAGGGUUUGUGAGAAAAUAUUAGGCAGCAUAACAAUUGCAGAUAAUCUUACCAACUUUGCUUUGAAACAACAAAGAUCAAAUGCUAUUUGCCUGGUGGAAAUGUAAAAUAUUGCACAAAUCCUUCUUAGAGUUAACUACAACAUUUUUUUUAAAUGUACAUCAUAUAAUGUUUUCUAUUAGAUAUUUACCUCACCAGUUUGCCCCUAAGAUAAUUUAAGUGCCACCACAGAUGAGUGCAGCUGUGUUCUCACGGGCCCUGUUUUGUGUUAAUUCAUAUUUUUGCCACAAGUCGGGAACCCUGGUUACAUUAACAAAAAGGUUACUUUUACAACUGCAGCUCUUUGCCUCAUUGGGAAUAGAUCUAAAAUAUGUAAAAGUUGCAACAAUGUAGAACUGUUCUUCUUGGAAAUGUGUAUAUCACAAACUUUUCCUUUUGAUACUGUAGCACUACAGCAUCACCAACACACCAACAUUUCUAAUGUGUGCAAAAACACCAACACAACUGCAGUCAGAUAA